AUGGGUAUCGACACGUCGCGUCGCAACGCGAAGCCUCGCGCCCUGACCGAUAGCGAGCGCGCCCGUCUCGAGGAGUUUCUCGAUGCCAUUCACUACUCUUCUCGUUACUCCGACAACGAGUUCGAAUACCGACACGUCCAGUUGCCCAAAGCCAUGCUCAAGGUCAUACCCAAGGAAUACUUCGACUCGUCCAAAGGCACUCUGAAACUGCUAUGGGAGGACGAGUGGCGGUCAAUGGGCAUCACCCAGAGUCUUGGUUGGGAGCACUACGAAGUUCAUGAACCUGAACCGCACAUUCUGCUUUUCAAGCGUCCACUCAACUACCAACCCCCUGCCCAAUGAACAGCAGCAUGCAUCUAGCGGGCUGCGAUUCUGACACCAUUUGUAUAUCUUUCGUGUUUUCCUGCAUUCUACGACUGCAUAGCGACGGCCUCGUCAGGGUCCCAUGCCCUGAUGAACUCACAAUUCACAUCAACAUCAACCCACCAUCUUUGGUCAACGACAUCAGCAGCAAUCGUUUAAGGCAGCCACCAUUGGCGUAAACUCUGACCUUUCUGUCUUGCGAUUAUCGACUCGACCGCGGAUUGGAGUGAUUGGACUGAUAGAGGGCGGAAAUCAAGGUUUUCUGGGAUGGAGAGACAGGAGUCUCUACUGGGCGGUGCACUAUAUUCGGGUCUGCUCUUCUUGAGGUUUCUGGUGUAGGUCUGUCCAACAUCUUUCGACACAAGUACUACUGGAUCUGGACGGCAAUCCUGAUCAAGUCGGCGGACCAAGAAUGGCGAAAAUUGGCGCAAGCGGUUGGCCGACGCUCCGGAAUGUAUUUCAUAUGGAUUACACGGGGUAGGUUCUAUGCCACGGGACCUUGGCUACCUGCCAGGGGUCAAAUUAAAUGGGAAUAUCAGGUAAAUUGCUGGGCUUGCUGGGAAUGGCGUUUUGCGUAGAUGGCAUUCCGUAACUCCAUAUCAACUCUUGACUUUCCCCACCACAUUACUGUGAGCCACAGAGACACUUCAACCGUCAAUUCAUCAGUACAUACUAC
Messenger RNA from Cryphonectria parasitica EP155, 1039 nucleotides. RefSeq lists its product as uncharacterized. Gene Ontology annotation, cellular component: cyclin-dependent protein kinase holoenzyme complex; SCF ubiquitin ligase complex. NCBI's taxonomy places the organism in Eukaryota, Fungi, Ascomycota, Sordariomycetes, Diaporthales, Cryphonectriaceae. Gene Ontology annotation, biological process: regulation of mitotic cell cycle. The coding region runs from base 1 to 342 and encodes 113 amino acids. The transcript has 4 exons. The record is from RefSeq and is a predicted model, not a curated record. Gene Ontology annotation, molecular function: histone binding; protein kinase binding; ubiquitin binding.